UAUUUAUUACAUAACACCUAUUACAUAAGGUGCAAGCAUUCACUGAUGCACAUUAAGAGUGUUACCUACAUUAAGAGGAGGAUUUGAACUUUUGAACAGGAUGAUCAGUGUAAAUUGUUAUUAUUAUUGUAAUUGUUGUUAUUAUUAUGUAAAUACCUUAUUUAGCUUCUGAAGGGCAGUUCUAAAUGAAAAAAAAAAAGAUAUUUAAACAAAAUUAUAACAAUUUAGCUUUAGUAUUAAGAUUUUAUUAAGGCGGAUGUAAACUUCCGACCACUGAAAUGUUUCUCAUGAUCUUAAAAACCUUUUGAGCUGAAAACCUUUUGAUCAAAUCUAUGCUUUUGAUCAAAUCUAUACUUGAUGUAUGACUAAAUGUUUGAAAUUAGUGUUGUAGACAAAAAUAUAAUUGUGUCAAUAUAUUAAUUUUUUUCAUUAGAAAACUAACAUUUUAUUUACAAAAAAAGAUUUAUUUUUUUUUAAGUGGAUGAGCGAAUUAUUCCGAAAAGCAGCCAAUAAGUGUCCAGCAUAGGUGGGAACUCCUUUAACACUGUUUUAAAAGCAUCUGAGGGGGAUUCCUCAAGAAAUUGGCUGAGAAAAUGCAAUGAAUAUAUUUUUGAAAAUUCUAGACAACAGCUACUUUGAAGAUGCUAAAAUUUAAUUAUUUUGAUUUAUUUGAUUAUUUAUUAAGUUCAAGUAUCAACAUUGUUGUGUCCCGUUAUGUGAGACCUCCUCCAAGUUCAACUCUUCCAUGUUUAAAUGCAGCUUUAUAUUUUUUUACUCUGCAACUUUUUACUCUGUGAUUAAAAUUUAAUGUAAUGAAGUUUUAUUAAAGUAAAAGUACUAUGAUUUAACUAUACUCAAAAAAUUACCAUUAUAGUGAACCACGCAUUCAAGUUUUCAUGGACUGGAGGAGGAGGUGAAUGCAAGUGCAGAUAAUUUAUUGUAUAAAGUACAUUUUUAUUAGAUAGGUAUGAACUGUCAGAAAUGGAGACUUAGCUAGAGUCGCUAGUCGUAUAUAGCGUGAGAAUACUCAACCUCAAGGUUGUCGAUGUAACUCGAAAUAUAUAAUUUGAAGCCCUUCUCCUUCUUACUGUUGAGUGUAACAGAUGACUCCCUCACAAUACUUAAUGUCAUUCACAGUAAUCUGGGGAAGCAUAGUAUAAUAUGUCAUAGGCUGCGUCUGAAAUUGCGUACUGUGACAGUAUGUACUCCAUUCGAUGCAGUAUCUACUGCACGACCGUUGAAACAGUAUGUACUAAUCAGUAUGUGUGUGUAAUAUGAAUACAAUCCCGGACAUACUACAUCCGCCAUGUUAGCAUUGCCAUGUAACCUUCGACGCCAUCAUAAACGCAAAAAUCUUAAAGGGACCACCAGAUUAAAGCAUCCACACUAACAGCAAAAUGCAGGAAAGUUAACUGAAUUAGUAAUUUAAUGUGGGCAGUGGGCAAUUUGUCCAAUGCUUUCGUUUUGUCCAUGUGAGGCAGAAUAUAGACUAAUGUGAGGAUGACUGAACUAAAUGAAAGGGCGCAAUUGUCAGCAGAUCGAGCUCCGGUGAGCAGUGUGUUGAUAAAACACACUGCUGUGUCCUGCUGAAAUGUGAUUCUUGCAUUAAGUUUGUCAAGUUUGUUAUCCAGAGACUGAAUGUUGGUCAACAAGAUACUAGGGAGAGAAGGGUUGAAGUAUAUUUUCCGGGAUCUGCAAAGAAUACCAGAGCAUUUGCCUUUUCCCCUUUUCCUAUGGCAUCUUAGAAUGCAAGCCCGCCACAAUGGGAGGGAGCCGCCAUAGUUGAGAACCAGGUCUGCAAUAAUAAAUAAGUAAGAAUCUAGCUCAGAUCUUCUUUCUGGGAAAACUGCACAAAUAGUAUAUCAGUAUACAAUGAAAGGUAUAUUGCGACCAACAGACUCUCAGACAGACUCUAGGCAACAGACUGUAGGACUGCAUCCUUUUAAGAGUACAGGAAAAUAUCCCUGUGGUCACUGAUACAUUUGUCCAGGACCCUGAAGGAACAGAGCAAGAUUUUUUUUUUAUGUGAUUCUUGCUAAAAUGUGGCUUCUGGAGCUAAGGGGGAUAACAGCUGCUGGGGAAUGAAAAAGGCUCUGCUAGAUGACGUGGGGAGAACAGUUAUGAGGUUGUGACGUGGCGAUAUGUCAUCUGGGACACUCCAUAGUGGUAUGAGGGGAGAGUUAAAGGAGGUGAAAGUGAAUGAAUUAGGUUUUUUGUAGAGUUAAAACUCUGUUGUCUGGUCUAUUAAUGAAGUCCUUAACUUCGAAGGCCACUGAUGGCAUGGGGUCUGGUGUAUCUGGGGGUCCGUGUGGGGUCUUUAGUUGAAGUAUUUGGUGUCAGAGCAGUAUGUUUCUGCUUAGCCUUAGUUGGCUGGUGGAGGAGGAAAAGUCAGGACAGAAGAUAGGAGAAGGAAGGUAAAAAAUCUUCAUGGGAAAACUGGGUGGAGGGGUGAUGUUAUGGUUGAACAAGUUUUCCGUAAUCCUAGAUACUGGCCGAUCAUGAAUAGAGGCGUGAUGAUGGGACAGAGGUCUUGUACGGGAGAGAGGACAGAGGGUCUGCUUCAGCUGUUAGAGUGUUUGGAGUCUCCGUCUUGAGUUUUGGAUCGGAGCCAGGUUCAUCAAGGCAUAGAACCUCAUCAAUUUCAAGGUGAGACAUGCUAUUGGGGGUAGGAAGGGAAGCUAGUAGCAGGGAAAGUGACAGGAUGUGAAAUCUCGUAGCAUGCACAGAGGCCAUAGCCAGCAAGUUAGUCAGGAUAAUAAAAGGUUACAUAGAUAGAGAAGCAUGGCUGAUAGGCUGCUGCACUGGCAUUGAGGGAACCAAUUAGCCUGCAGGCAAAAGCUUGUGGACUAUAUGUAAACAUCAGUUAUGUGUAAUAGCUUAUUCAGAGCAGUACUAAAUAAAAAACAAAAUGCAAUUUUUAUGAUCCCUCUUAUAUCCAUCCAUCCAUCUUCAACCGCUUACUCCUUUUCAGGGUCGCGGGGGAGCCUGGAGCCUCCCUCUUAUAUAUAUUUCUAAAUUAUUAACAUUUUGCGGAUUCUGCAAGGCGUAUGUAAACUUAUGAUUGCAUGUGGGCAAUUUCAAUACAACUACCUCAGCUUUAUAUUGUAUUUAUGUUGUAUUUAUAUUGUGAAAUAUAAUGCACUGCAUUAUAUUGCGCAAAACAACUGCACACAUCUGCACCCAUUUUAAUAUCCUUACAUUAUAUUUUUUAUACAUUUUAAAAUACUUUUCCUUUUACUAACUGUAUACAAGUAAAUUCUGGUCUACGUAAAUUCUAUUUCAUGCCACAGACAGUCAUUUCACUACACUACUAGUGUGGCAUACUGUGUAUGGUGGUAUGUGUCCCAAAUAAAAUUUUUAUUUUAAUUUGAAUAUACACACCCACUGAUCAGCCAUAACAUUAAAGCAACCUGCCUAAUAUUGUGUAGGUCACCCUUGUGCCACCAAAACAGCUCUGACCAAUCAAGGCAUGGACUCUGCAAGGCCUGUGAAGGUUUGCUGUGGUAUCUGGCACCAAGAUGUUAGUAGCAGAUCCAAGUUAGUUAGCAAGUCCUGUAAGUUGUGAGGUGGGGCCUCCACUGAUCAGACUUGUUUGUCCAGCACAUCCCACAGAUACUUGAUUGGAUUAAAAUCUGGGGAAUUUCAAGUCAACCAGUCAACAACUUGAUCUCUUUAUCAUGUUCCUCAAACCAUUCCUGAAGAAUGUUUGCAGUGUAGCAUGGUGCAUUAUCCUGCUGAAAGAGGCCACUGUCACAGGAAUACUGUUGCCAUGUACUUGGUCUGCCACAAUGUUUAGGUGGCAUGUGUCAAAUUAACAUCCACAUGAAUGCCAGGACCCAAGGUUUCCCUUGGAGGGAACAGUGCCCAGAGAAUCACACUUCCUGCACCAGCUUGCCUUCUUCCCAUAGUGAAUCCUGGCAUCAUCUCUUCCCCAGUGAAGUAACGGCACUAAAGCAAUAUAGCAAGAUGAACACUCUGUUUCUCCUCACCUUCCUCUCCGUGUGCCAUGCAGAGAACUUUGACCAGGCUUACGAUUUGUCACCUUACAGGAUCACUUACAUCUCAGAAAAUGGCCCUGGAUUGUCUGUUAUGACAGAACAAGCCAAAGUAGUGUCUUACCGGGGGGGUAAUGUAACACUGCCAUGCACGUUUCAAAGGAACCCCGCAUUUGUCCCCAAUCCUAAAAUGAGGAUAAAGUGGACUAAGUUAACAUCAGAUUAUCUGAAAGAGAUUGAUGUUUUUGUAGCUAUGGGUUUCCAUAAGAAGAGCUAUGGUAGUUUCCAUGGCCGUGUGCAUCUACGUGGUGCCACUGAGAAUGAUGCGUCACUGGUCAUUAGUGAGAUAACAUUGGAGGACUAUGGGAGAUACAAAUGUGAGGUGAUUGACAGUCUGGAGGAUGGCACUGCAGUGGUGUCCCUCAAUCUGCAAGGUGUAGUUUUUCCGUAUUUCCCACCUCAUGGCCGCUACAACCUGAACUUCCAAGAUGCUGAGAAAGCCUGUCAAGACCAGGAUGCCAUCAUGGCCUCCUUUGAGCAGCUGUAUGAUGCUUGGAGGGAAGGGCUAGACUGGUGCAAUGCUGGUUGGCUUAGUGAUGGAUCAGUGCAGUACCCAAUCACCAAACCUCGAGAGCCAUGUGGAGGGAAGAACACAGUCCCUGGCAUAAGGAAUUAUGGAAUGCAAGACAAGGAAAAGAACAGAUAUGAUGUCUUCUGUUUCACAUCAAAGUACAAAGGGCGUUUCUACUACCUUACACCAUCUUUGAAGAUGACAUAUGAUGAAGCAGUGCUGGCAUGUCAAAAGGUUGGUGCUCAGAUUGCCAAGGUGGGCCAAAUGUAUGCAGCAUGGAAGCUGCUGGGCUAUGAUCGUUGUGAUGUUGGCUGGCUGGCUGAUGGAAGUGUGCGCUACCCCAUCUCACGUCCACGUCGCCGCUGUAGCCCCACAGAGGCUGCUGUGCGCUUCUCCGGUUUCCCAGACAAGAAACACAAACUCUAUGGGGUCUACUGCUUCAAAGGGUACAACUGAGACAUGCUUAGAGUAAUACAAAAAGAAAGUGUAGAGGAUGAGUCAGCAUGAGUAAAACUGUGACAUUUAUCAAAUACUGUAUUAAGAAGGUAAUUAUUUAGUGUUUUGGAAGGUUUUGAAGACAAGUUAGCAAAAAAAACAAAAAAAAACAAACUUUCUUCUCAGUAGCAUGUUUGUUCCAUAAAACAGCAAUACCAUAAAAUUAUUCUCAACAAUCAUGCAAAAAAUAUUUUUGGGAGUUUAAAUGGUUAUUUACUCAUACAUUGUAAACUUCAGUAUCACAUGAGGAAGUGAGAGUGGAUAACAAAUUAUGCUGAUAUAGCAUCUCAGUAGUAAUGUGGCAGUUAAGCCUCAAAGUACCUGACUAAUACAUUUGAGCACACUGUUAUUCAGUGGUAUUGUACUCUAAGAUAAUUGAAAUGGUGGAUAAAAUAAACUUUUUUAUAUAAAGAAUAAGAUCAAACAAGUAAUCAGUCUAGUAUUUAGCCAUCAUUUAAGCUCUCUCUCUCUCUCUCUCUCUCUCUCUCUCUCUCUCUCUUGUAAAGUUUUUUCAUCAUCCUCACAGGGUGCUAAAAGCUUUUAUGUUCUUUGGCUAUAUGUUUUUUUUUAUUUUAUUUCAAAAAGACAUUUAAUGUGUGGACCAACUUUUAAGUCUUUAUACUAAACAUUAAGUCUUCAUACUGUCAUAGUGAAGACCCAAACACUCACAGUGUUCUAGAAUUGUUUAUGUAGAAAUAUUAUAAUAAUCUAUAAUGGUAUCGCUGCUGUACAUCUUUUUGAAAUGCCAUCUUUAUACAAUUGACCCCUACAUCUGUACUGUUGUUAUCAAAUGUUUUAGGAUUGUGACCCAACUAUUCAAAGAGGAGGAUACAAAAAACUUCACUGAUCUCAUAAUUAUUUAUGGCUCAUUCCAUGUGAGCAGGCAGAGGCAUAAUUUUCCCUCAAGAUAUUAAACAGCCUAUGUCAUUCAAACAUGGAAUUUUAUUUAUUUUAGUAUGUUUUUUUUUUAUAUUCUCUAUUUGUAUUUGACAAAGUUUUCAAGACAAAGGACAAAACACCAAACUUACAUUAUCUGUGUAAUCAAAAUAAAAAUUGACAAAUACA
Ictalurus punctatus (channel catfish) is the source of this 6126-nucleotide messenger RNA. It is a transcript of the gene hapln1b, whose product is annotated as hyaluronan and proteoglycan link protein 1b. Gene Ontology annotation, biological process: cell adhesion. The record is from RefSeq and is a predicted model, not a curated record. The coding region runs from base 3802 to 5022 and encodes 406 amino acids. Gene Ontology annotation, molecular function: hyaluronic acid binding. NCBI's taxonomy places the organism in Eukaryota, Metazoa, Chordata, Actinopteri, Siluriformes, Ictaluridae. The transcript is spliced from 5 exons.